ACAACUUGCUCCUAUUGCAUGUAAUAUAUAGGCAGCCAGUCCUUACACAAAUUUUUAAACAAGGCUAGCUAGUAGAUUAUGUGAGCAAAAGAUAUUGAAGCAAAAUGCAUUACCUUUCAACUUUUCCUCAAGCACUUGCAAGAAUAUGGCUAUUCUUUGUCUUACUCGUCCCUUUUGCUCUCAUUUACGGUAUCCGAGAUGAAACUAUGAAUUCAGACAACAAAGUUAUAUCCAUCGGGGUGAUCAUUGAUGGUGAUUCUCGUAUUGGGAAAGAACAAGAAGUAGCCAUGGACAUUGCAGCCCAAAGUUACAACAACACUUCAAAGAACUACAAGUUAGCUCUCUACUUCAAGAACUCCACAAAGGAUACCCUCAAGGCCAUCAAAAUUGCCGAAGAGAUGAUUAAUGUGCAAAAGGUGCAAGUGAUUAUAGGGAUGCAAACAUGGCAAGAAGCAGCUAUGGUGGCUGAAGUAGGAAGCAAAGCUCAAGUUCCAGUCAUAUCCUUUGUAGCUCCUACCAUUACCCCACCAUUGAUGGAAGCUCGGUGGCCUUUUCUGGUGAGACUAGCUAACACUGGUACAGCAUAUAUAAAAUGCAUUGCAGAAAUAGUGCAGGCUUAUAGCUGGAAGAAAGUAGUAGUAAUCUACGAAGAUAACGGGUACGGUGGAGAUUACGGGAUGCUAGCUCUGCUAGCUGAGGCACUUCAGGACGUGGACUCAAUGAUCGAGCACCGCUUAGUCCUUCCACCAAUUUCUUCUCUACAGGAUCCAGAAGAGCUAGUUAGUGAAGAGAUGCUAAAGUUAAAACAAACACAGUCUCGCGUUUUCAUAGUGCUGAAAUCAUCAUUAGAAAUGGCAAUUCAUGUGUUCAAAGAAGCUUCAAAAGUUGGACUAGUGGAUAAAGAAUCGGCUUGGAUGAUCCCGGAGAGCAUAGCUAAUUUGCUGGACUCUGUCAAUAAGUCUGCUAUAUCUUAUAUGGAAGGUGCUUUAGGAAUUAAGACCUACUACUCGGAAAGAAGCAGGGAGUAUAAAGAAUUUGAGGCUCAAUUCCGGAGAACGUUUUGGUCAAAGAAUCCAGAGGAAGAUAACCGAUACCCAGGAUUUUAUGCUCUACAAGCAUAUGAUAGCAUUAACAUUGUAACUCAAGCUUUGAACAGAAUGACCAGUAGGAAGAAUAGCAGCCCAAAGACUUUACUAAGAGAAAUACUUUCUUGCAAUUUCCUUGGUUUAAGUGGCCAUAUUCAACUUGAAUCUGGCCAACUCAUGCAGAAGAAUCUUGUCUUAAGGAUAGUAAAUGUGGCUGGGAAGAGUUACAAGGAAUUAUGCUUUUGGACUCAACAACAUGGAUUUACUACAAUCCACCAUGCAGGACAAGGUGGAAAUAAGGUUGCUGGAAAUACAAAAUGUUUCAGGGGUGUACGGUGGCCUGGGAAUUGGGCCCGUAUUCCAAAGGGCUGGAACAUGCCCACAGAAAAAAAUCCAUUGAGAAUUGCAGUCAGAAGCAGAACCUCGUUUUCCAGGUUUGUCAAGGUUGUGUAUGGCCAGAAUGGAGAGCCUGAUAAAUAUACUGGAUUCUGCAUUGAAAUUUUUGAGCAUGUACUGAACCAUUUGGGGUACGAUCUGCCAUAUAGUUAUUAUCCCAUCGAUGGAACCUAUAAUGAUUUGGUUCAGCUUGUCUAUAACAAGACUUAUGAUGCUGUUGUUGGGGACAUGACCAUAAUAGAGGAAAGGUUGCCGUAUGUGGAUUUUACAGUGCCAUAUGCAGAAUCAGGAUUGUCAAUGAUAGUUCCGAUGAAGCCUGGAGAGUCAGCAUGGAUGUUUAUGAAGCCAUUUACCUUGGAAUUAUGGCUGGUUACAGGUGCAAUCUUGAUUUACACAAUGUUAGUUGUUUGGUAUCUCGAGAGAGAACCGAACCCAGAGUUUCAGCUCAGUACAGCUCUUUGGUUUACCUUCUCCUCUUUGUUCUUCGCUCAUAGGGCAGAAAUGCACAGCAACUUAACUCGAGUUGUGAUGGUCUCAUGGCUCUUUCUUGUAUUGAUUGUCACCUCAAGCUACACAGCUAGUCUUUCUUCAAUGCUCACAGUUAAACAGUUGCGACCAAAUGUAACAGACAUUCAGUGGCUGAAGAACAACAACAAGAAAAUUGGUUGUGACGGCGACUCAUUUGUUAGGACGUUCCUAGAGAAAGUUGAAAAGUUCAAGCCAGAGAAUAUCAUAAACAUUACCGAUGAAUACAAAUAUAAUGAUGCAUUCUCUAAUAACAGCAUAGCAGCUGCUUUUCUUGAGCUCCCAUAUGAAAAAGUAUUUGUCAGUAAAUACUGCAAGAGAUACACUGGCUUCACUCCUAGAACUAGAUUUGGAGGAUUUGGAUUUAUGUUCCAGAAAGGCUCUCCCCUUGUGAAAGAUGUAUCGAAAGCUAUAUUGCAUCUCUCAGAAAAGGCAGAGUUGAAAAGAUUGGAAGAAAAGUGGUUAAUUAGCUCACAGGAUUGCUCCAACAACGUUACAUCCUCGAACGAGACGAAUAGUUUGAAUCUUGGAAGCUUAUGGGUCCUAUAUGUCAUGUCUGGUGCUACUUCUACUAUUUGUGUGCUAAUACAAACCAUCAAGUGGCUAAAAUCCAAUCAGCCACAUGAAGACUUGCCACCAGAAGAAGGUAAUGGCACGCCAAGUGAUGAAAGGGUGUGGAAAAAGGCGAUUACAUUUGCAAAGCAGAUUUAUAGCAAAAAGCACAAUAAUUCAAGCAAGGAACAAGAUGUAAUCGACUGUUCUUCGAGAUCAGGUCAUGCGAGCAUCGCUGAUACUCCUGAGCAUUCAGAGGAACUCGCUUCUAUACCAAAAGACGUACAUAUUACACCAUAUAACAUAGGAACUUUAGAACCACAUACACUUCAAAAUAAUUGUCAUAUCAGACACUGUACAAACCAACUUUAAUUAGUUACUGUGGAGAUUCAAUUGUGUAAGUAUUGAAAAAUAAUAGAUUCAUUCAUAUCAUUCAAUAAAAUUGUUCUUUCUCUUUGUUUGUA
Molecule: messenger RNA, 3022 nt
Organism: Medicago truncatula (barrel medic)
Lineage: Eukaryota; Viridiplantae; Streptophyta; Magnoliopsida; Fabales; Fabaceae
Product: glutamate receptor 2.7
Exons: 5
Coding region: 105-2930 (941 amino acids)
Cellular component (GO): membrane
Molecular function (GO): ligand-gated monoatomic ion channel activity
Source: RefSeq, a predicted model, not a curated record